GAAUAUUAAAAAUUUAGAAAAAAUAAAUUUUAUAUUAGUUAUUUUUUGAAGGAAUAUUUAUAUUGUGAAACUGUACUGUUUAGUGUUUCUUGAGCUUUCUUUUGUUUCGACAAUGUCAACUAUAUACUUCACUCUGAGGAACAUCACAAAAAUACUGCAACUUGCUCCUCACAUACGUUCCUUCACUUCUCAGACUAAAACCAACGACACGAUACCACAAUCACUAUACCAAUUGAACAAAAAAAUCUCCCAUUUGAUUCGAACCGGUAGAUUAACCGCAGCAAGAACACUAUUUGAUUCCACCAACCACCGUAACACAGUAACAUGGAAUUCCAUGAUCACUGGAUACGUUCAACGGCGUGAAAUAGCAAAAGCACGCCAACUGUUCGAUGAAAUGCCUCUUAGAGAUAUCGUGUCUUGGAACCUCAUUAUAUCGGGGUACUUUUCUUGCCGUGGAAGUAGGUUUGUUGAGGAAGGGAGGAAACUGUUUGAUAUAAUGCCGCAAAGGGAUUGUGUGUCGUGGAAUACGGUUAUUAGUGGUUAUGCGAAGAAUGGGAGGAUGGAUCAAGCGAUUGAGAUUUUUGAAUCUAUGCCGGAACGGAAUGUUGUUUCGUGUAAUGCUGUGGUAAAUGGGUUUUUGUUGAAUGGUGAUGUGGAUUCGGCUGUUGGGUUUUUUAGGAAGAUGGGAGAGCGUGAUUCGGCUUCUCUUAGUGGGCUUGUAUCGGGGCUUGUUAGGAAUGGGAAGUUGGAUAUGGCUGCUGAGAUUUUGGUUGAGUAUGGGAAUGAGGGUGAUGAGAAAGAUGAUUUGGUGUAUGCUUAUAAUACUUUGAUUGCAGGGUAUGGUCAGAGAGGAAUGGUUGAAGAGGCGCGGCAUGUUUUUGAUGGGGUUAUGAGUGAUCAAGGUGAGGGAAAUGAGGGUAAAAGGAGAUUAAAGAGAAAUGUGGUAUCGUGGAAUUCGAUGAUGAUGUGUUAUGUGAAAGCAGGAGAUGUUGUCUCUGCUAGGGAACUCUUUGAUAGGAUGGUGGAGCGAGAUGCUUGUUCUUGGAAUACCGUGAUUGGUGGCUAUGUUCAAAUAGGGGACAUGGAAGAGGCUUCAAAGCUUUUCUUGGAAAUGCCAAUUCCUGAUGUGCUUUCAUGGAAUUCAAUAAUAUCCGGGUUUUCUCAGAUUGGUGAUUUGAAACGUGUGAAAGAGUUCUUUGAGAAUAUGCCCCACAAAAACCUGAUCUCGUGGAACUCGGUAAUAGCUGGCUACGAGAAAAAUGAAGACUAUAAAGGUGCUAUUGAGCUAUUUUCUCAGAUGCAGCUUAAGGGAGAGAGACCAGAUAGGCACACUCUGUCUUCAAUUCUUAGUGUAAGUACUGGGUUGGUUGAUCUUUACCUUGGUAAGCAGAUACAUCAGUUUGUCACAAAGACUGUUGUUCCUGAUUUGCCAAUAAAUAAUUCCCUCAUUACCAUGUACUCGAGAUGUGGGGAAAUUGGUGAUGCACGCCAUGUGUUUAACGAGAUGAAACUCUAUAAAGAUGUGAUAACUUGGAAUGCAAUGAUUGGAGGUUAUGCAUUUCAUGGCUUUGCUGCACAGGCUCUAGAGCUUUUCGAACGAAUGAAGGGGCUUAAAAUUCAACCUACCUAUAUAACCUUUAUUUCAGUUUUGAAUGCUUGUGCCCAUGCAGGAUUAGUUGAAGAAGGAAAGAGGCAAUUCAAUUCCAUGAUUAAUGACUAUGGUAUUGAACCACGGGUUGAACACUUUGCCUCUCUUGUGGACAUCUUGGGACGGCAGGGACAGCUUCAAGAGGCUAUGGAUUUGAUUGUUAACAUGCCAGUUAAACCAGAUAAGGCUGUGUGGGGUGCUCUACUAGGGGCUUGUAGAGUGCAUAGUAAUGUAGAUUUGGCCCAAGUAGCAGCCAAAGCUUUGAUCCGUCUUGAGCCAGAAAGUUCAGCUCCUUAUGCGUUGUUAUUUAAUCUUUAUGCUGAUUUAGGACAGUGGGAUGAUGCCGAGAGAGUAAGAGCGUUGAUGGAAGAAAAUAAUGUCAAGAAGCAAGCAGGGUAUAGUUGGAUAGAUUCUACCAAUCGUCAAUGAUAAAUUUUUCCAUUUUGAAAAAACUUCAAUCAGCAAUGUAGAUCAUAUCAUGCCACUGUUAGAGAUGCGUCUAAUCAACUUAGUCAACUUCAUAUGGUCAGAUAGGAAAAUUGGUCUUGACUGAUUAAGUAGAUAAUGACAUAAAAGUUAAUUUGAUAUCGAAGAAAUGGUACGUCUUUGGGAUGAUAUUUGGAGGUAAGGACAAGUAAAACAUUGUAAAUCUGUAGCUGCUGGCUACAGUCCUAAAUGUUAUAACUUUUUUGUUUCUUCUAAUAGAUCUAUUUGCCGGUGUCAGCAGCAAGGGACUCCAGCCUUUGAUGGCUGCAAGAUUGGUAUGUUAUUACAAAUUCAACUGCUUCUCGAUUAAAUAUUUGUUGAUGAGAUAUGUAUCUUUUGGUAAAUAUAUAUGACCUUAUACGUGGAAUCUUUCAUAAAUUACUAAUGCAGUCCUAAACUUGAUAUAAGAAAACCUAUUCAAUUCCAUUACUUGUGAGAAAGAAGAAAAUAGAGGUAAACAUUGAGUGGGUUUUUGUUUUAGUGGCCAAUUUAAGUUUGUUAAUGUAACGUAUGAGAUAACUGAUAUACAAAUGAAUCCACCAGUUGUGCCACCAUCUUGAUGUAGCAGUAGGGAAUGAAAAUGCCGAUACCGAAGGUGGUCAAUCUGAUGAAGUAUUUACAAUCUCAUAGAUUUUGAAAAGGCAAAAGGAACUAAAUUUCCGAGUUUGUCACUUAUUGUGUCCGAUUCACUCUACCAUAUGCAAUGGUAAAAAAUACAAGGAACACUCUGUUGCAUUGAAAAGUAGACAAUCUUGUAUACCUUUGCUCUUGUUCAUUAAUAUAUCUGGACAACUUGAUAUCUAAAUCAUUUACAAAAACGUAUUUCAGAUAAAAGGAAAAGAACAAUGUGCUGCACAGGCUUCUGAUGAACUUGCAGAUAGCACUUUGAACAGGAAAAGGGAAAAUGCACAAUCUUCUCAGUUAUUUGCACAUCCUCCUGGAUUUGUAGAAGAGAUACAAAGUUGGGAUUUCCAGUUCAUUGUUUCCAUGCACACCAGUGAAUGACUCGAUGCUACGUAUUUCCUGUUCUUGGUUGCAUCAUUACCAUGGUUGCUCUUGUAAAGAAAAGGAAAGUCUAUUGUGGGGUAAAUAUGGGUAAUACCGGUUAUGGGCCUGUGGUGUGGUGCAACUGCCACUGCAUCGUUGAAAAUGGAGAACUACAAUUGGGAGAUUCUGCUUGGUUUACAAACAGUCAAGCAAGUGGGUGUGGAUUGCAGCAAUGACAUAACAGAAGAGAAGAUGGAAUGGAGUGAAAAAUUUUAGAUGCUUGUAAAGUUGUAAGGAACACAUGAUUAUUUAUUGAUUUUGGUCAUUUCUGUAAGGGCAUAUUGCAACAGUAUGAUGUAUUUGUGACAUGUCAAAGUGCCACUCAUAUAAUGAGCUAGCUACGGUGAAUGAAUUUGGCAGGCUACAGCAGCUUCUGCUUCUAAUGUGAAUCUUUUCAAACUUAUUAA
Messenger RNA from Medicago truncatula (barrel medic), 3588 nucleotides. RefSeq names its product pentatricopeptide repeat-containing protein At1g62260, mitochondrial. Gene Ontology annotation, molecular function: protein binding; RNA binding. The transcript has 2 exons. Bases 113 to 2077 code for a protein of 654 amino acids. Gene Ontology annotation, biological process: RNA modification. NCBI's taxonomy places the organism in Eukaryota, Viridiplantae, Streptophyta, Magnoliopsida, Fabales, Fabaceae. The record is from RefSeq and is a predicted model, not a curated record.